Puccinia triticina is the source of this 315-nucleotide messenger RNA. RefSeq lists its product as uncharacterized. NCBI's taxonomy places the organism in Eukaryota, Fungi, Basidiomycota, Pucciniomycetes, Pucciniales, Pucciniaceae. The record is from RefSeq and is a predicted model, not a curated record. Bases 1 to 315 code for a protein of 104 amino acids. The transcript is spliced from 2 exons.
AUGCUCAGUGCCAAAGAUGAAUCAAAAGCUUUCGUGUGCCACAAUGCAGUGUGUGGGAAGCAAUACAAAAAUAUCAACGGAUUACAAUACCAUUACCAGCACACGGGGCCGCAUGGCCGGACGGGUCUCCACCUGCUCUCCCUCGGCCACCACCCCUCCGGCCCCGCCCUCAACCUCUCCUCUCUCGUCGGCACCAACAACCACCCUCAUCGCCACCCUCUGCUCACCAGCAGCACCGCCAGUAGCUGCAUCAGCAGCAGCCAGGACGGCGGGACCGUCAACGGCCUCGCUUCCACCGACUCCAUGGACGAUUAA